UAUAACAUACGUGUUUUAAAUCAGUAUACGUUGGUCGUUGAGUGAUAAUCGCAUAAACUGAUUCAAUUGAACGUCUUAGUAAAAAUUUGAACAAAUAACAACAUGCCAUUUAAUAAUAUAGAUGGAAGUAAUCAUUAUCAAUAUGGCAUAAAAUCAACUUUAGCUCAGUGUUGGGCAAUAUCAGGAGUUUGGUUCUUGCAAAUAGCACUCGGUGCUCAAGUCAUGAUAUCCACUAUAGUUAUUGGGGCCUUAGAGAAUAACGCAUCCAAAGACUCAAACGAAUUUUUGAGAAUGACAAGUGAAGAAGCAUCUUGGUUCGCUAGUUUGUUAUAUUUGUUCACACCUGUGGGUAAUAUUCUAUCUUUGUUUUUACUGGACCGAUUUGGCCACAAGAAGUGUAUGAUACUGACAAACAUACCGAGCAUAGUAGCUCAGAUAAUGUUGUACUUUGCCGGAAACAUAGAAAUGCUGUACGUCAGCUCAAUCCUGUUGGCGUUAACUUUAGGGUUUUCUAACGCUCCGAGUUUUGCGUACGCCGGUGAAGUGUGCGAACCAAAACUAAGAGGCGUGUUGAUUUCGGCCACAAACAUAUUUUAUUGUGGUGGAUCCAUAAUAUUGAUUAUGGUGUACAGUAUUACCAUGCAAUGGAGAUUGACAGUGCUAUUGACCACGGUGUUUCCAAUUUUGACUAUUGCUUUAUCAUUAACGACGCCAGAUUCUCCGGUGUGGUUAUUGGCCAAGGGAAAACAUUCAAAAGCUCACCGAAACCUUAGCAGAUUGAGGGGAAAAGUUUCGUACGAAAAAUGUGAAAAUGAAUUUCAAGAAAUGGUCAGAUACAAUUCGCCCUCCAAAAAUGACGAUCCGAAUCGUAAAGAAAAUAUUAUAGAUAAUUGGAAACAACUGUUUGAGCCCGAAGUCAUGAGACCUUUUCGUUUGAUCAUGAUGUAUUUCUUMUUCCAGAAUUUAGUGUCUGGAUUGCCAUUAUUACCAUAUUUAGUUUCAAUACUUCAUAAAUUUGGAGCGCCAGUUAACGUUGAAUGGACAAUAUCAUUCGCUAUGGCUCUUUCUGUAGUAGGGAGUUUAAUGGCGGUUKUUUUAAUACGUAAAUUAGGCAAACGAUUUCUCACGUUAUUUACGUUAUCGAUUUGUUCUAUUUUAUAUAUAACAAUUGGGCUGAUCGGUGUUUAUUGGAAAAAUGCAGAACCAAUAACCUCUUGGAUAGUACUAGUACUUUUUCUUACUACCAUUUUUAUUUCAUCAGUUGGAAUAGUGCCAAUCUCGUGGACCCUUGUAACAGAAAUUUUUCCAGCAAAGAGUAGAAAUAUUUUGUGCAGUAUUUGUACGUGUUUAUUUUUUAUCAUAACCUUUUUCUUGACAAAAUAUUACCCGGAUUUGUCAAUAUUAUUGGAAUUUUAUAAUGUAUUUACUACAAUUGGUAUUGUUGGUUUAUUUGGCUGUGUAUAUUUUUAUUUUUGCUUACCAGAAACUGAAAACAAAACCUUACAAGAAAUUUCGGAGUUUUUCAAAUAAAAACAAACGCUCAAUCGUUUUAUUUUUUUUUUUAAAUUCAAUACUGGUGAACUUUGUAUGUACAAAAUGUUUUUUAAUUAUAUUAAAAACUUACUGAUUUUCAUUACAUCAAAUCUCGAUGGAUUACGAGGACAGAAAAAAAUGUAGGUAUACAAAUAUAAUAUGGUAUACUGUAAUUUAUUGUAUGCACAUAGUACAUAAACAUAAAAUGAGAUUUAGAUACAUGCAUUAUUCAGAUAUUAUAUUAUGUUAACAAUGAUAAAGUUUAUAUUGAACGAAUAUCUUUGUAUGUAUAAAACAAAGUUUUUUUUUUUAUGUCUUGGAUAAUAUCGAAACAUUGUUAAUUUUUAAAUAUUUUCUUUUAUUGUUAUGUUUACAAUCACAUACAUACCUUGAUAGUUAGUACGAUAAGAUCAAAGCAAAG
Diuraphis noxia (Russian wheat aphid) is the source of this 1954-nucleotide messenger RNA. RefSeq names its product facilitated trehalose transporter Tret1-like. The record is from RefSeq and is a predicted model, not a curated record. NCBI's taxonomy places the organism in Eukaryota, Metazoa, Arthropoda, Insecta, Hemiptera, Aphididae. Gene Ontology annotation, cellular component: membrane. Gene Ontology annotation, biological process: transmembrane transport. Gene Ontology annotation, molecular function: transmembrane transporter activity.